AUGGAACAGGGAAAGAACAGAAACGGAAUAGAAAAAACAGGAACGGAACAGGUACAGAACAGAAACGGAACAGAAAAAAACAGGAUCAGAACGGGAAAAGAACAGGAACGGAACAGAACAGAGAAAGAACAGAAACAGAAAAAACAGAGAAAGAACAAAAACGGAACAGAAACGGAACAGAAAAAAACAGGAACAGAACAGACAAAGAAUGGAAACGGAAUAGAAAAAACAGGAACGAUCGGUAUGCGAUCCAUGAAACCGCCGAAAUCCAAUAUUAGUUCCGAAAGGCGACGACUCGUCGAGGAACUGCAUGCUCCAGCAAGAAGAAAUUUUCAACGAAGACACGUCAUAGUUCGAGGCUACGACGAUCUAUGGCAGGCUGAUAUCGUUGAGAUGGUUCCGUACUCACGUUUCAACAGAGGCUACCACUACAUACUCACCGUCAUCGAUGUGUUGAGCAAGCACGCGAGGGCCGUUCCGUUCAAGAGCAAGGGUGAAAGCGAGACAGCUGAUGCUAUCGUCGAGAUAAUUCGAGAGAGCGCAAGAUGCCCGAAAAAUUUACAGACUGAUAAAGGAAAAGAGUUUUACAAUGCCGAUGUGCAUAAAAUUUUGAAAAAACACGAUAUCAAUCAUUAUUCAACGUACUCGGUAAUGAAGGCAUCGGUCGUCGAACGAUUUAACCGUACGCUGAAAAACGACAUGUGGAAGAAGUUUACACUCAACGGCAAGUGGAUUGACCUGUUACCGGAUCUCGUGUCAAAUUACAACUCUCGGAAACACCGAACGAUCGGUACGCGACCCGUCGACGUAACCCCUGCUGUGGCUGAAAGACUCUUGAAUACGGUGUACAGCUCGAUAAAGAUUGCUGGUCGAGCGAAAUUUAAAGUCGGUGAUUCUGUACGCCAUACCAGUUUCGUAACUUAUUUACUAGAGGAUUAUCGCGGAACAUCUAUAGUUGGAGCGUUCUACGAGCACGAGUUACAUCGUGCGACUCACCCGGACGUGUAUCUCGUGGAGAAAGUAUUGCGCAGGAAGGGUGACAAGGUUUACGUCAAGUGGUUGGGAUCCGAUGGAUCACAUAAUUCGUGGAUUCACAAAGACAAUGUCAUAUAA
This is a messenger RNA of Monomorium pharaonis (pharaoh ant), 1113 nucleotides long. RefSeq lists its product as uncharacterized. Gene Ontology annotation, molecular function: nucleic acid binding. Gene Ontology annotation, biological process: DNA integration. Bases 1 to 1113 code for a protein of 370 amino acids. NCBI's taxonomy places the organism in Eukaryota, Metazoa, Arthropoda, Insecta, Hymenoptera, Formicidae. The record is from RefSeq and is a predicted model, not a curated record. The transcript is spliced from 3 exons.